CAUGGGUCUAGCCCCUUUGUGUGCUUUUGUUCCGGAUGUCGACCCUAAUUUAAAGGAGCUCGUAGAUUCAUGUUCUUGGUUUUAUUUUACUCACUAGUAGGCCGUGCUCCGGUCCUGUCUCCAAUACGAGGGGCUCAAUCUACAUUGUCACUCAUGAGCCCCAGGCGGCUCACAAACUCCCGAAAUCAUGGCAUAUCCAUCUGUGCGUGCGUGUGGCCCGAGUCCUGCCCACUUGCACGCGCUAUCUAGGUUCGCCCACACCCUGGCAACCGGGUUUGAAGUUAUCGAAGGAAAAAAGACUGCCGAUUCGGUGAUUAUUUCACAUAAGAUACUCUUGCUGGUGUCACGAACACUUUGCGAGUCUAUUGCAGACACUCCAACGCGCGUCUGGCACGGAGCUUCUUCCGAGUAUGGAAAGCUUGCAUGCUGUUCGUGGUACUUCCAAGCCUUUGUUAUUGGAGAGUCCUUGCGAGGGAUCUUUCAUAUGAAGCUUGAAGACUCCCGGGCCGGUGGUCGAAGAGUAAUAGUGGCUGUGGACGGUGUGGUGAUUAGGAGCAAGAUCGCCCCAGGUCUGUCGAUGAUUGUCUCCUACUUCCUGCUCCUGACAAACCUGGUCGCUCUCCCACCCCAACAUCUGGCUGCCUCGUUUCUAUCACACUUCGGAGUUGCCAAAUUGAUCGAUGUCAGUGGACAGGCCUGGUAUUCCAGUCUGUACAGAGAAUAA
Molecule: messenger RNA, 724 nt
Organism: Cantharellus anzutake
Lineage: Eukaryota; Fungi; Basidiomycota; Agaricomycetes; Cantharellales; Hydnaceae
Exons: 5
Coding region: 188-724 (178 amino acids)
Source: RefSeq, a predicted model, not a curated record